GCAAGCAGUCAAAAAAAAAAAAAACACGUGAGCCGGUUAUGAAAGUUAUAUCACCCGGGCAAGAGCGUCGAUUACUUUGUUUAACAUAAGCAUUUUAUUCACUUCAACGAGACAAGGGUCUUCAAAGGCAAUUCAGAAAAGGGUAGUCAGACAUGUUUGGUUCAGUGGUGGUUGGCAUUGGGACGGCAGGCUUUGUGAGGAUCAGGGACAUCCUAGCCCCUCUGCCCUCCAGCGCAGCUGAGAAGCUCAGUGUCAAAGGUUUCAUAUCCAGGAGGAUUCUGGAGGAGCAGCAGGGAGUGAAACAAAUCACUGUUGAAGAUGCCCUGAGCCGGGACGACAUAAAGGUGGCUUUCGUCUGCACCGAAAACGCUGCCCAUGAGGAAAACAUCAGGAUGUUUCUGGAAGCUGGGAAGCAUGUCUGUGUGGAAUAUCCAAUGGCCAUGACACACAAGACUGCUGUGGAACUCUGGGACCUGGCUCAGGAAAAAGGAGUGGUCCUGCAUGAGGAGCACAUAGAACUCCUGACAGCCGACUUCAAGCAGCUGAAGAAGGACAUAGCAGGGAAAAGGCUGGAGGAGGGAUUCCUUCACUUCACAGGAGGUCCUCUGAAGCCGGGCUUUGGUUUUCCAGCUUUCAGUGGCAUCGCCCGGCUCACCUGGCUGGUCGAUCUGUUUGGAGAGCUGUCUGUCACCGCUGCCAGCAUGGAGGAAGACCAGCAGAACAAGUACAUGAAGAUGACCGCUCAACUCAUAACCAAAGAGCAGAAGCCUCUCACGUGGAUUGAGGAGUGGGCUCCCGGCCUGUCUAGGGCCAAAGACAUCAACUUCCGCUUUGACUCAUGCACCAUCACCCAGCUGCCCCCAGCCACCAGGGAGCCGGUGGGUAUCUUUAUGCAGGACUUGGUGCUCUUCAGUCAGAAGCUGCUGGGCCAGGUGCCCCGUGACCAGCUCCAUGCAGAGCGCCGCAGGAUCCUCCACUGUCUAGAGCUGGCCGACCGCAUCCAGCAGCUGAGCCUGCAGGGCUCAGCCCAGGACACCUAGAGACUAGCAGUCUACCGAGGGGCCCCAGCAGUCUACCGAGGGGCCCCAGCAGUCUACCGAGGGGCCCCAGCAGCCUACCGAGGGGCCCCAGCAGCCUACCAAGGGUUGUGAAAUUACAGUAACUUUCCCAAAAUUCCCAGGUUUUCCAGAAUUUUGCAACGCUUUCCCUACUGGUGGAUGUCCAAGCGUACAAGAUCCAUCCAUAAGCCAUCUACAGUAAAGCUACUGUAACAUGCUGUACUGUAGACAUACGCUCAGCGCAUCUUUGAAAUGUUAAGGUAUUUUAUGUGUUUCAGAGGCUGCAUUUACACAGCAGCCCAAUUCUGAUAUUUUUUCCACUAAUUGGUCUUUUGAUCUAGCCUGACGACUCAAGCUGAAUUCGUCCACUGCUCUAUAUACUUCAGUCUGAGACUGCCGUCAUUGAAGUCGUUUGUAGUGACGUCAAAAUGAGGUGUGUUGUACAAAACAAAGUAAUAAGCGAUUGGAUCAUCUCUAGCCAAUGACACAUUUUCAAAAUCCCACUUUACCCACGUGUGUUCUGGCUGGGGAGGUACUCCGAUCCUGACUCAUUGCGGAAAAGAAGCUAAUGUCCGUGUGUGUGGCAUACUGUAGAAUUUGACCUGAGCAAGGAGUUUGGGUAGCCAGGAAAUGUUUGACCAAUCACAUCAGAUCUUUUCACAUCAGAUCUUUUUCAGAAUUAGACUUUUUGGGGGUAUUUUUCACCCCUUAUUUCUCCCCAAUUGGUAGU
Molecule: messenger RNA, 1788 nt
Organism: Oncorhynchus tshawytscha (Chinook salmon)
Lineage: Eukaryota; Metazoa; Chordata; Actinopteri; Salmoniformes; Salmonidae
Product: biliverdin reductase A
Exons: 7
Coding region: 153-1040 (295 amino acids)
Biological process (GO): heme catabolic process
Molecular function (GO): zinc ion binding; biliverdin reductase [NAD(P)H] activity; nucleotide binding
Source: RefSeq, a predicted model, not a curated record